AUGCCAGGGCACUCCACCUUGCGUUCUUGGCACUACAGCUCAAUGUGGUGGCGAGCCAGUUGGGCCAUGCACAGUUCACAGAUGUCCAGCAGACCAUUUUCGAAUCCAGCAAGUUUGCCGUUCUCAGCCUGGCACGCGUCGGAGGCGUCAGUGGUGAGCUGGAGGCUCGGGUCUAUGUCACAAAGGCUACCCCCACUGCCGACUUCGUCUUCGAGAAUACCACCGUAA
Molecule: messenger RNA, 228 nt
Organism: Symbiodinium sp. CCMP2592
Lineage: Eukaryota; Dinophyceae; Suessiales; Symbiodiniaceae
Source: the annotation of a GenBank genome assembly